AUGGUCACCAAGACGGUCAUCGCCCUGGGGCUCCUGGCCACCUUCUGUGCUGUAGCCAUGGCCGCCCCUGAACCCGGCGGUAGAUAUGGUGGUGGUGGUGGUGGAUAUGGUGGUGGUGGUGGAUAUGGCGGCGGUGGUGGAUAUGGCGGUGGUGGACAUGGUGGUGGUGGUGGAGGGCGUGGAUAUGGAGGCGGCGGUUAUGGAGGUGGUGGAUAUGGAGGCGGCGGAUAUGGAGGAGGUGGAUAUGGAGGCGGCCGUGGUGGCGGAUAUGGGGGAGGUGGCUAUGGUGGUGGUGGUGGUGGCUAUGGAGGUGGAGGAUAUGGUGGCGGUCGAGGUGGAUAUGGAGGAGGCGGCUAUGGUGGCGGUGGGUAUGGCUACGGAAAGUAA
This is a messenger RNA of Procambarus clarkii (red swamp crayfish), 387 nucleotides long. Its product is annotated as keratin-associated protein 19-4-like. NCBI's taxonomy places the organism in Eukaryota, Metazoa, Arthropoda, Malacostraca, Decapoda, Cambaridae. The record is from RefSeq and is a predicted model, not a curated record.